Molecule: messenger RNA, 504 nt
Organism: Helobdella robusta
Lineage: Eukaryota; Metazoa; Annelida; Clitellata; Rhynchobdellida; Glossiphoniidae
Exons: 4
Coding region: 1-504 (167 amino acids)
Source: RefSeq, a predicted model, not a curated record
AUGACGAACGGGAUACUUCGACUCGUUUUUGUCGCGUUGAUUGCCAGACGUGACGUUUUCUCACUGAAAUGUUACUCCUGCGAUUCCAACAUAAAUCCCAGCUGUGGGCGCCAGUUCGAUUCUACCAAGGUUGAUUCGUGUUCUGGUAAUUUCUGCUGGAUAAACGAAACUUGGAAAGGCGCUGCUAGUUAUCCGCCACCUGCCGACGUUUCUAUAACUUCAAUCAGAGCAUGCGCCAAUUCGUCGUCAAUAUAUUUUAUGGUGAACACUAACAACGGGGUUUACUACACAGAGACCUGUAGCGACCGGGACUAUUGCAAUGGACCCCCACCAUCAAGUUCUAACAGCAGCAUACCUAUGAGCUGUUACUUCUGCAGCGGUGAUGGUUGCAGCGUUCCUCUGGCGAACAUGGCCAAGUGUAAUGGUCCAAGCUGCUAUAAAGAGGUUUCUAACAGCAAAGCAUACAUCCAAAAAAAUCCCAAUGAUUACAACGACAAAGAAUAA